This is a messenger RNA of Tachysurus vachellii, 6105 nucleotides long. It is a transcript of the gene rorb, whose product is annotated as RAR-related orphan receptor B. Gene Ontology annotation, cellular component: nucleus. Gene Ontology annotation, biological process: regulation of transcription by RNA polymerase II. NCBI's taxonomy places the organism in Eukaryota, Metazoa, Chordata, Actinopteri, Siluriformes, Bagridae. The record is from RefSeq and is a predicted model, not a curated record. The coding region runs from base 269 to 1636 and encodes 455 amino acids. The transcript is spliced from 10 exons. Gene Ontology annotation, molecular function: zinc ion binding; RNA polymerase II cis-regulatory region sequence-specific DNA binding; nuclear receptor activity.
GCCAGGCGCGGUGAAAACCUCCCGGCCGCAGGUGUCAUGUGAAACGCCGCAUGCUCGCUGUGACUGGCGCAGUGUUUGGGAAAUGUUUCUAUUCUCUCGUCUCUCUGUCGGCCAAGUGACACCAGGCAAAAACUUUAUAUCCGAGGAUCUUGGUUUUGUCUUUCUUUCUGUUGUUACUUCUUUCUUUUCCCUCGUGUGUGUGUGAGAGAUAGUGAGUGUGUGUGUGUUUCUUCAUGCCUGCCGCGUCCGGGAGCGAGUUGCCACCACUAUGCGAGCCCAAAUUGAAGUUAUACCAUGCAAAAUCUGUGGAGACAAGUCCUCAGGGAUCCAUUAUGGGGUCAUCACAUGCGAAGGGUGUAAGGGCUUUUUUAGAAGAAGUCAACAAAACAACGCCUCAUACUCUUGCCCUCGGCAGCGCAACUGCUUGAUCGACAGAACCAACCGUAACCGCUGUCAGCACUGCCGCCUACAAAAGUGUCUCGCUCUGGGCAUGUCGCGUGACGCCGUAAAGUUCGGCCGCAUGUCAAAGAAGCAACGUGACUCGUUAUAUGCUGAGGUACAAAAACACCAGCAGCGGCUACAGGAACAGCGGCAGCAGCAGACAGGUGACGUUUACUCGUCUGGUCUGAGCACUCUCGGACACGACCUGGCUGGCGCCUACACCAAUGGACAUGUCAUUGACAUGGCCAAGACGCAUGCUAACGGAAAUCCCGCUGCCUACUACAGCAUGGACUCAACCCAGCCGAGCCCGGACCAGUCCGGACUGGACAUGGCAGGAAUGAAGCCCAUCAAACAGGAGCCUGUCUAUGACCUGACGCCCGUGCCCGACCUAUUCACCUACUCAUACCAGGACAGCCAGCUAGCACCUGGAGUGUCCAUGGGGGAGCUCGACCGAAUUGCACAAAACAUCAUAAAGUCUCAUAUGGAGACUUGUCAGUACACGGGCGAGGAGCUGCAGCAGCUGUCCUGGCAGACGCAUUCAUACGAGGAGGUCAAGAUGUACCAAAGCAAGUCAAGGGAGGCGCUAUGGCAACAGUGUGCAAUUCAGAUCACUCACGCCAUUCAGUACGUGGUGGAGUUCGCCAAGCGCAUCACCGGCUUCAUGGAACUGUGUCAGAACGACCAGAUACUGCUGCUCAAAUCAGGUUGUCUCGAGGUGGUGUUGGUAAGAAUGUGCAGAGCAUUUAACCCUCUCAAUAACACGGUUCUGUUCGAGGGCAAAUACGGCGGCAUUCAGAUAUUCAAAGCACUCGGCUGCGAUGAUCUCGUCAGCGCCAUGUUCGACUUUGCCAAGAGUCUGUGCUCUCUACAGCUGACAGAGGAAGAGAUUGCACUGUUCUCUGCAGCUGUGCUUAUCUCCACAGAUCGGCCUUGGCUAAUGGAACCAAGGAAAGUCCAGAAGCUUCAGGAGAAAAUAUACUUGGCCCUCCAGCACAUUAUGCAGAAGAACCACAUGGACGAGGAUGCAUUGACUAAGCUGGUUGGUCGAAUCCCUACACUUGCGGCACUGUGCACCCUGCACACAGAGGAGCUUCAGGCCUUCCAGCAGCUACACCCAGAAACAGUCAACAUGCUCUUCCCUCCACUCUACAAGGAGCUUUUCAAUCCUGAUGUGGCCAAUGUCAUGUCCAAGUGACAAAUGCUUUUUUAAAAAAAAGAAAAACACGACGGCAGAACACUACGGCAGAACAUUCAGGGGCUUGAGCCACUGAGGCAGAGCAGGCAAAGUUAACUGGGUCACCAUGACACAGCAGACAGCAGCAUACAGCAACCUGAGGCGACGAUACAAUGAGAAGACUUCAGGAAUGACCAGCACUUCAAACAUUCGACUUCAGUUUCACCGAUUCAGUCAAAAGAAUGUAUAUACACGCCUGUUAGUGAGGAUCUGACCAGAAACGUACAGACUUUAGAGCCUUUAAUAAGCUGUCUUUUAUUUGGGUAAGUUUAUUUGUUUGGUUUUUUAUACAGAAUUGUGAAAAGAAAAAGGGGGACAAGGGUCAAACACAGAGUAUCUCAUAGUAAUUCCCUAGUUCUGAUAUAUUCCAGUAUUAAACCACAUUCUGUUUAUAUUCUAGUCAUAAUUUAUAAGCAAGAACCCAACAGGCCGGUACUUUGUGUAAAUCUUUUCUUUUUUGUAGUUUUACAUGUAUAUAAUUUGAGAGCAACUUGUAAAACUAUACUAGAGACAAUUUCCUUUCGGGUACGGUUAAAAAAAAAAGCCUUGUCUGGGCCAUGUAGAUAUGUAUAGACUCUACAACAAUGUUUAGAAAUGUUACGGAAAUGUAAAUGAUUUUCUAAUAGAAGAACAAUAAUUCUUGAUCUUUUUCCAUAUGAAAAUAUUGAUAUAUAUUUUGCAAAUGCUUAUGGUUGAUCAAUCAGUCACCUCUGCAAUAAUGUCAAUAAGCACUAGUCAUUCAAGAUCAGUUUAUGAAAAGCCCCCCAAAAAUUAGAUCUUAAAUUUAGAAAAAAAUUAGAUCUUUUAUUUCUGCUGAGACGCAAGCAGAAAGACUUUCUGAUAGUCGUCACACUUUUAAUGGUUGUAAACAUUCCCUUUAAAGAUGCACUGCAGUAUUUAUUCAGCAAGGAUUGUUCCAAGCUUGAGCACACUUGUCCCAAAAAAAAAAGGUUAAAAAAUGUCUUUAUUUGAAAAUUGCAAGAAAAUCUCAUGCUAGACACUAGUUGAAACGCCUACCAUCACAAGCCUUUUAUCAGACAACCGAAACAACCACGGCCAAGUACGACCAUUUAACUGUUUUAAACUAAAGUCUAUUUUUCCCGGUCACAAACACAAGAGCUGCAUCCCAAAUGAUGUACUACACACUAACACUAUGCACUAUGUACUCCAGCGUAAAGUGUAUGAAUUUUAGAAGAGUAGUAUUGUCUCAAACACACUGGAACCCAUUUUUAUUUACUAACUGGAAGUUUAAGUUGUUACCCAGUCGAUUGUAAAUGACAUCUAACGCACGUAAUGGGACGCCGCUAGCUUCAGCAGUAUACGAUGAAUUUUAAAAUUAUCACUUUUUAAAAAUACAAGACGUCUGGUCCAGCGAAGCGUCGUCUCCCAUCUUGAACAAUUUUUCUCCUCCAGUAGCCCUGCCUCUCUCCCGCUAUGUAAGCAAAGCUGUGACUAUCAGCAUUCCACGCUUGUUUUUUGGGGUUAAAUUAGUGCAUCAUCAAGGUACUUGAAGUGUCGAUAUUUAAAAUUGUGUGUGUUUGUGAGUGUGUUGACACUAAAACAGUUAGAAGGAAAUGCCGACAAAUAGUGCAUAAGUAUGAGAUUUGGAAUGCACCCACUGUCUAAGAUCACAAAACUAGCUAACAUAGCAGUCAAUAUGCUAUUGCAUACAAACACAAUAUUCCAGGCAACCAAAUCGUGAGAAUUAAUACUGAUCAAGCUAAAGAUCAAGCUCAAGCUAAAGAUAAAACUAGCAGUGACCAAUCAAUUAUUUCUUAACUUCUAUUAUUCUACUAUAAUAUUCCCAUAAGAAAACUGCUGAAAAAACACAGCAUUGAGAACAUGCUGUUAGGUAUUUUUUCCUAUUUAUUUUAUUUUAAUUAAGUUAAAUGGAAAUAAUGAAUGCCUCCAAGGAUUAACUCUUUAACUAGCUUGCUAAGUAUAUAGUUGCCAACUAGAUUGCAAGUAAAUGAUGAUGAAAUGUAUGUAAUUAUUUCAUUUGCGUCACAAUUAUACGUCUCAACCAUGCUCGUGUUUAUUUUGCCAGUGUGAUAAAGAAUAUUUAAUCUAAUGUUUUAGAAUAAUAUGGCCAGGAAUAUUCCAUAUUGAAAGAAAAAAAUGGUACCGUCGUUUCAGGCAUUUCACAUGGAACAUGCUUGUCGAGUCUUGUGUAGACAUUUUUGUCUAAUAGACGCUCUUCAGUGGCAAUAUUGUAGCUUUGACAAUCAUGUAGCAUUCUACUAUUCAUUUUUUUAACAGUUCCAGUAGGACAAAUCUGAGCAGGUCCUAGUGUCAAGCAUAUAUUUGUUCUUUCUUAGUUUACAAUUUUCACGAUUCUCUCAGGCAAAAGCAGUUUAACAACAACCCCAUUUAGUACCUUGAAGUUAAAUCAAACAAUCAAACACCACUCAGACAGCCAUUUGAAAAGAUUUUCCUUCCGUCCAGUUACAUUUCCAGUAAAAGCAUCAUGAUACUUUAAUACAGUGUGGUUCUUAAUUUGUAAAAUCUGUUCUAUUGCCCCACUCAGUAAAUAUGGAUUAUUUUCAUGAAGAUUACUGAGCUUUAUUGAAUUUCCCACCACAGAGCUUUCCAUAGAUCUCCUGGGUCCUGGUGAACUCUGGGUAUUUAAUAAUUUAUCAACAAUAAUAACAUUAUCCUGGGUUAUUGUUAGUUGUUUCACUAAGCUCACGCUUUACCUGGGGUUAACAGUUAAUCCUGGCACUUCAUAAUCUGAGGUUUCACACUGUUCGUUCCUAAACUCCGCAUUCUUAUUUGCAUAUUUGCGCAUCAACAACCAGGAUUGGAUAAAUCAAGCGCAUGGCCGCUUUAAAUAACGGCUCGUCUCAUGCUUUCACGUCAGUGAGGAAAAAAGAUCUGGUCUGUCGUUCGGGACCUGAGCAGUUUAUCAUUCACAUCUUUCUUAUCUUGUUUGGUCUUUUCAAGUUUGUCGUCUAGUUGACCAGGCAUUUGAUGAUAUCCAGCUUCUGGUAAUUUUUCAGUGUCAUGUAUUUCCUUUUUGCUACAUUGCACUCUUCUGCUGCCUGACAAUAAGUGUUGCUGCUUCCUGGUUUUCACAUGAUAUGUUUUUCAUGCACUGUUCAAUUUCUGUUUGUUGCUAAGCAACUAGCCAGAAAACACUGUACACUGCUUCUAAACUCCAAGUGUGAAACGUUCCUGUACCCAGGAUUUGCACUGUGUGAAAAGCUCUGUGGUUCACUUUGGUGCUUGGACCCCAUUGGCAAUAAGAUCCACCAUUUUAAUGAAUAAAAAAUUGGCAACACUGGGAAAUUGCUAUGGUGUAAAUUGAAUUAAACCCCAUAGUUGAUUAUUUUUCUAUAACGGCACAACCUGUAGUUUUUUUCUUUUAAAUUCUUUACAUACUGUAUAUGAUUACUCAUACAGAUUCUGAUAUUUUGCAAUGGCCACCAAACCAGGUUUAGUCGUCCGAACCACUGGUCCAUCUCUCCACUCUCAGCAGAUACUAGUGCGUCGUGCAAUCAGUAAAUUCCGAUGAAAAUGAAGGAAGAAACGAAUAAAAAAGCAGUUACAGUACAGAUCAGGUGUGAAAGGCAAAACAAGAAAAGCUGAGGAUCUACACACACUGUCCAUGCCGACACCCGAUUGGUUUUUCUGUAAACACUCUGCUUCUUUCUUAUUCAAGACAAUCAUCUCUGGAUGCCACCUGGAAAGCAUCCAUCUCAGGGAUUUCAGCAUUUGUUAUUUUCAAUAGAAAGAGUCUCCUAUUUUAAAAAGAAAAUGGACACUUUCGAGAAAAAAAAAAAUAACAAAUCUUUAAGAUUUCUGAAAUACUGCCUGAAAUAUGACCUACCCAGACAAGGCUUUGUGUGUGUAUGUGAAUGUGUGUGUGUGUGUGUGUGUGUGUGUGUGUGUAAUGCUGACAGGGUAAAUACUUACUAAAUACUCGUGAAAGGCCUAGUGGCCUGUAAAUACUGUUAAAAGUGAUGAAAUCACUCAAUACAGAGAAAAGAGAGGUUGAAAAAAUAGAACACUGUAAUUAUUAUUAUUAAUUAUUAUUAUUAUGCUUUUCCUACGAUCUCUAUGUAAGUUAGUUUAUUUAUAGAGUGUAUAAUUAUGCUGAAUAUGCUCCAGAUCCAUUUCAGCGCUCAGUAAAUGUGGCGACAAUGUAUUUUUUCUUCUUUUUCUUGGUUUAGGACAGAAGCGAUCACAUUGUAAACAAACAGUUUCAACACUGUUUUAGGUUUUACUGUACUGUAGCAAUAACUAAACUCUGAAUUUCUGUCCCAUUUGCAUUGUUAUUUGGAUUUAUUUUUAUUUUUUAUUUUUGUUGUUAUCCUGAUUUUGAUAUUUCUAUUAAAUCCUAGCCUGUUGUUCGGUUAUCCUUGCAUGCUGUUUCAUGGCGAUGGAACGGAAGGAAAAACAGUCAGGAUUUUGUGUUUGGUUUACGUGAU